Messenger RNA from Amblyraja radiata (thorny skate), 1082 nucleotides. RefSeq names its product pleckstrin homology domain-containing family A member 7-like. NCBI's taxonomy places the organism in Eukaryota, Metazoa, Chordata, Chondrichthyes, Rajiformes, Rajidae. Bases 130 to 1077 code for a protein of 315 amino acids. The record is from RefSeq and is a predicted model, not a curated record. The transcript is spliced from 7 exons.
CUGCCGCCGGCUGUUAACCCUUUCGCUGCCGCGGUUCCUCAAGUUCCAGUGGAACGAGAGCCCAUCGUAGGGUGUCGGAAGGAACUGCAGGUGCUGGUUCACCCCAAAGAUAGACGCAAAUUGCCGGAGAUGACGGCAGCAAUGUCUGUGGCAUCGGACAGGCCCCGUAGUGGCCUCAGCCUCGGCUCCAGUGUCGGCACCAUCGCCUCCCUCGCCAAUCCGCUGGGGUCAAAGCCCCUCCGACCGCUGAGGAAGGUGCACAACUUCGGCAAGAGGGAGCAGGCGAUCAAACGGGACCCCAACUCUGCCACCGUGAUGCGGGGCUGGCUGCACAAACAGGACAGCUCUGGGCUGAAACUGUGGAAACGAAGAUGGUUCGUCCUGUCUGACUUCUGUCUCUUCUACUACCGAGACAGUCGGGAAGAACGGAUCCUGGGGAGCAUUCCAAUGCCGAGUUACAACAUCUCAGCGAUCGACCCACAAGACCGGAAGAGCCGGAAAUUUGCUUUCAAGGCUGAGCACCCGGGAAUGAGGACGUACUGCUUCAGCGCUGACACUCAGGACGACAGGAAUGGAUGGAUCAGGGCCAUGGGCCAGUCGGCACGCGUGGAGACUGACUUCACCGGCUUCCACUCGACCAAGGUUUCAAAGCCCGUUCCCCAGGAGCGUCAAUAUUGCAGCUACAAGGAUCUCACCGGGUCGGCCCUCCAGCACAACAACGCCCAAAGUGCCGAGUCGCUGGAGAUCGCCAACCUCUCCAAGGCGGACCCCUGGAUCAAGCUGCAAGAGGCGGGGACGGAAGCACGCCGGCACGGGUCCCUGCUUCCCACCGACAGCCACCGAGCGGAUACAUCAUUCACCAUCUCCCUGGAGCGGCUGACCCCACCGGCCCGCAACGGCGCUGUACCCCCUCCCACUCCCACCAGCGCCUUCCACAGCGCGGUGUUCAACUUCGAGGGCAGCCCCAAGCCUGAGCUCACGGCCAAGGACGUCCAGAGAACCACCUCACUUUCACAUGUCGAACAGUGGGUUCAGUCGCAGAAGGAGGAGCUGCCAGAUGGACAGGAGGAUGAGUAAGUACA